AGUGCAGUUAAUAUUAAUACGUUGCUUGAACCGAAAAGGAAACUGCUUAAGAUAAUUUUAGGAUUGGACACGACUCACGAGUAUCAGCUGAUGUUGUCUAGUGCUUUUGAAAUGCCAAUGAAAGAAUCAUUAGGAGGAGGCACGCGUCCUAAUGAGCUCCUUUUCAAACCUGUUGAAUAGAAACAAGCACCCUGCAGUGAGACCCGAAGCUAUUUAAUCCCCAGGACGCACUUUAGAGGACGUAAAUAUAAGGCUGACCAGUUUUACAGACAGUCACAACCGAGUUAACUAACCCUAGACACACUUUAGUGACAAUGGAGGAUCUGUUUUUUGAUUUCGACCAUGAUGCUUCCACAGAUUUUGCCUUCUGGGGCCAAAUGGACCCCAAUUUUCAGUUUCAGGGUCAGCUGGACACGUUGCUGCUUGACUGCAGCGCGAUGACUGGACAGUUGUCCCCCUGGUCCUCUCUUGGGUGUCAGGCUGUGUUCCCCGAGGCACAGCUGACCUUCACAGACCUGGACUCGCAAUCUUCACAGUUGGAGGCCGGUGCUGAAGUGGACAGCUCCUCUGUGGACGAACCCCACGAGAUCCACAAGCACAGACCGCAUCAGCUUCGUUUGACGCCUCAUCACCCGUACAAGGUGCAGCGCCACGCCGCCAACAUCCGGGAGAGGAAAAGGAUGCUGAGCAUCAAUUCGGCAUUUGAGGAGCUGCGCUGCCACGUGCCCACGUUUCCCUACGAAAAGCGUCUCUCUAAAAUAGAUACGUUAAGACUGGCCAUUGCAUACAUCGCCCUGCUCAGAGAAAUCCUCAUGUCGGGCUGUGACCCGAAGUCAUACGUCGAUGAAUGCAUGAAAAAUGGAUAUAAGAAUCAGACCAAUGCCAUCUGGAAUACAAGUGAUCUGACAGCUCGGCUCUCUUGGAUAAAGUGGGAUUAACAGCGCUCUGAAGCUGGAGAGAUGCUGUGCUCUCGUCUUUCUCACGCUCCUCUUCAAUGGUACCAUGGUUCACAGCUCUUCAGCAUCUGCAGACUUCUCACCGUGUCUUGCUCUUCUGGCACUCACGACACUUUUUAUAUUCAAAUUUGUUGUGGCUUGUAGAAUCAGGCUGCCUUUUGCUCAUCCAGACGCGUGUUGUUUGUUGUCAAUGAAGCUCGAGUCUCAUCAGGACAAAGACAUGCACUUGUCCCUGUGCGAGACAUGAUGUUUUUCAUGCGCUUUACUUUUGAGAGCAAACCGAUAGGGUAAAGACUGGCAAGGUGCCUGGCGAGCACGUUCACUUUGUUACCUUUACUGUAUGUAGACAAGACCGCCUUUAACCCAUGCAGUUUACUAGAACACUAUUUAUAUGUUAAUGUAAUUUGUAUUUAUUUAUUUAUUUAAGGUGUCUGUUUGAUCAAGUUUAUAUUAUUAUUCAAAAAAUUUACAUAUUAAGAAAUCGCAA
This is a messenger RNA of Misgurnus anguillicaudatus (oriental weatherfish), 1443 nucleotides long. RefSeq lists its product as uncharacterized. The record is from RefSeq and is a predicted model, not a curated record. NCBI's taxonomy places the organism in Eukaryota, Metazoa, Chordata, Actinopteri, Cypriniformes, Cobitidae. Gene Ontology annotation, biological process: developmental process; regulation of transcription by RNA polymerase II. Gene Ontology annotation, molecular function: DNA-binding transcription factor activity, RNA polymerase II-specific; protein dimerization activity; RNA polymerase II transcription regulatory region sequence-specific DNA binding.